AUGGCCGGAGGCGGCGACCACAACUCCCAGACGAACGGAGGUCACGACCAGAGGGCCAUGGAGGAGGGCAGGAAGGAGGAGUACGCUGACCAGGGCUGCGCCGCCAUGGUCGUCUCCGUCCCAUUCAUCCAGAAGAUCAUCGCGGAGAUCUUCGGCACCUACUUCCUGAUGUUCGCGGGUUGCGGCGCGGUGACGAUCAACGCGAGCAAGAACGGGCAGAUCACGUUCCCGGGGGUGGCCAUCGUGUGGGGUCUGGCCGUCAUGGUGAUGGUGUACGCCGUGGGCCACAUCUCCGGCGCGCACUUCAACCCGGCCGUCACCUUCGCCUUCGCCACCAGCGGGCGGUUCCCGUGGCGGCAGCUGCCCGCGUACGUGCUGGCGCAGAUGCUGGGCGCCACGCUGGCGUCGGGCACGCUGCGCCUCAUGUUCGGGGGGCGGCACGAGCACUUCCCGGGGACGCUCCCCACGGGGUCCGAGGUGCAGUCGCUCGUCAUCGAGAUCAUCAUCACGUUUUACCUCAUGUUCGUCAUCUCCGGCGUCGCCACAGACAACAGAGCGAUCGGGGAGCUGGCAGGGCUGGCCGUGGGCGCAACCAUCCUGCUUAACGUCCUCAUUGCCGGGCCCGUCUCUGGCGCGUCGAUGAACCCGGCCCGGAGCGUGGGCCCUGCGCUGGUGAGCGGGGAGUACCGGUCCAUCUGGGUGUACGUGGUGGGCCCCGUGGUGGGGGCCGUGGCCGGGGCGUGGGCAUACAACCUGAUCCGCUUCACCAACAAGCCCCUCCGCGAGAUCACCAAGAGCACCUCCUUCCUCAAGAGCAUGAACAGGAUGAACUCCGCCUCCGCCUCCGCCUGA
This is a messenger RNA of Miscanthus lutarioriparius, 852 nucleotides long. Lineage: Eukaryota; Viridiplantae; Streptophyta; Magnoliopsida; Poales; Poaceae. The record is from the annotation of a GenBank genome assembly.